This is a messenger RNA of Westerdykella ornata, 2359 nucleotides long. RefSeq names its product phosphoglycerate dehydrogenase. Lineage: Eukaryota; Fungi; Ascomycota; Dothideomycetes; Pleosporales; Sporormiaceae. Gene Ontology annotation, molecular function: phosphoglycerate dehydrogenase activity; NAD binding. The coding region runs from base 269 to 2086 and encodes 605 amino acids. The record is from RefSeq and is a predicted model, not a curated record. Gene Ontology annotation, biological process: L-serine biosynthetic process. The transcript has 4 exons.
CCUGCCACCCAAAACAUACUCCGGUCCCACUUCGUAUGCAUACGAAGUCCCCAAAAGGUAAUUCACGGUCGUUUAUAUAAGACAUUGGCAGGCCGAAGGCGCAAUCGUGGGGUAACCAUCACCAAAACGCGGGGGCGGGGUAGCAAUCUAAACCGCAAAGAGACUGACGUCCGAUAGCGGACCGUGCUCCUCAGAAUAGAUAAAUACGAAGCGUAGAUCUGUUUCUCCCAGCAGCUACGCUUUACCCAUUUGCGCCAGUGUAAUCAACAUGCCCAUCUCAUUGAGCCCAACCAGACCAAAAGUCCUCAUUCCUGAGAAGGUAUCUCCGGAUGGACUUGCACUUCUCAAGGAGGACUUCGAUGUCGACGAGAAGAAGGGACUCAGCCCAGAGGAGCUCAAAACCAUCAUUGGCGAGUACGAGGCUUUGAUCAUUCGCUCCGAGACCAAGGUCACGGCAGACCUCAUCAAGGCUGCUAAGAAGCUCAAGGUUGUGGCAAGAGCUGGUGUUGGCGUCGACAAUGUCGAUGUCGAAGCAGCUACACAGCAUGGAGUGAUUGUGGUGAAUUCGCCUUCUGGCAAUAUCAAUGCCGCAGCGGAGCACACCAUUGCGCUCAUGAUGGCUGUGGCCCGGAAUAUUGGAGACGCGGAUGCCAGCAUCAAGGCUGGCAAGUGGGACCGUAGCCGUCUCACCGGCAUUGAAGCAAAAGGCAGGACGCUGGGCAUUGUUGGUCUCGGAAAAGUCGGCCUUACUGUUGCUCGAAUUGCGAACGGCUUCGGGAUGCGGCUGAUUGCGUAUGACCCGUAUGCGAACGCGAACCUGGCUGCUGCUGCAUCUGUUACUCUUAAGCCCACUCUUGCGGAUGUGCUCAAGGAGGCGGAUUUCCUGACAUUGCACACUCCACUCAUUGCAUCAACCAGGGGCAUGAUUGGAGCUGCGGAACUUGCUACAAUGAAACCAACUGCUCGGAUAUUGAACGUCGCGAGAGGGGGCAUGAUCGAUGAGGACGCUCUGGUGGCAGCUCUCGAUGCCGGAAAGAUAGCUGGUGCUGGUAUUGAUGUGUUCACGUCUGAGCCUCCGAAGCCAGAUAGCUCAGCAAGCCGAUUGAUCGCUCAUCCUAAAGUGGUUGCCACUCCUCAUCUGGGGGCAUCAACAAGAGAGGCUCAAGAAAACGUCUCGAUCGACGUGUGCGAGCAAGUCGUUACGAUCCUCAACGGAGGCCUGCCACGAUCAGCCGUCAAUGCCCCCAUCAUUUUGCAGGAGGAGUACCGAACCCUACAGCCAUUCGUGAUCCUCGUCGAAAAGAUGGGGUCUCUCUACACACAGCACUUCCUAACCCACCGCUCCGCCUCCGGUACGGCGACAAAGUCCUUCCGCACCACCUUCGACAUCAUCUACGAAGGCGAGCUCGCCGGCCUCAACACCACCAAACCCCUCUUUGCCGCCCUCGUCAAGGGCCUCCUCACGCCCAUCACAUCCUCGGACGGCCUGAACAUCAACAUCGUCAACGCCGAGCUCCUCGCAAAGGAACGCGGCAUCCUCAUCAACGAGCAGCGCUCGCGCGAAAACGUCGAAGACAAACCCUACUCUUCGUUCGUGACGCUGCGGGCCCGCGCAUCGCGCUCCACCUCGGCCGUCCGCUCCGACCUCUCGCGCUCCAACUCGCCGUCCGCGAAGCGCGCGCUGCAGUCGCAGAAGCAGUCGGCCGAAGACCAGGACCAGGUGAUACAGGGUUUCGUGUCGGGCAACAAGCCGUACAUUUCGCGCCUGGACCGCUUCAAGGGCGAGUUCGUGGCCAAGGGCACGUUGCUGAUCUGCCGCAAUUUCGACUCGUGCGGGAAGAUUGGGUUCGUGGGGAGCCAGUUGGGGAAGGCUGGGGUGAAUAUUCGGUUCAUGAAUGUAGCGCCGUUGCAUGAGGAGGAGAAUGGGCAUGGGAGUGGGAGUGGGACGGAGGCUGCUGGUGCUGGAGGGGAGGAGGGGAAUGAGGCGUUGAUGAUUCUUGGGGUGGAUGGGGCGGUUGGGGAUGAGGUUGUGCAGAGUUUGAUUGGGAGUGAGGGCGUGUUGGAGGCGAGCGUGAUUAACUUUUGAUGAGAACUUUUGCUUUUGGUAUCUUAGUUUGCGGUCUGCUGCAGGAGAGGUGGAGGGGAGGAGAGGAUUGGAGGACUGGACUUCAACGUCUGGCUUAGAGAGGAAUACACCGUCUUCUCUCAUGCACUGUGCCAUGGACUAUUGAACUCGACAGAAGCAUUCCUUUGAACUGUUUUUUAAUUAUUUGUCUGAUCGAUUACUCCGAAGCUGGUGUUGUAUCCGCGCCUGUCACAUCCCCAGUCUUCACUUGCAGUCCUUCCCUUCCAAUCCCAU